AUGUCUUCAGAUUUUGUUAGCGAAUCGACUUCUGGCAAAGUUCUAGAUGCGAAUGAGGCCAAAUCCCGAAGAAGUUCAAGUUCAAGGCGCCGGAAUCAACAGAAACCCCGUUUAGAGUAUAAACCCGUCAAACGCAGUAGGCCGAGGAAGGAACGCCGAAGAAGUAGUGGGAACAAGCAUGAUGGUCCUGAUCUGGAGUCAAGUAUACAAGAUGAACUGACAAGUGGAAAUUUCAGGGCUCGUGGUAGAAAGACUCAAAUAUCAAUCAAUCAUCUCCUGGAUUUUCAACUACCGGAUAGAAAGGCUCUCUCAGCUGACAGUGGAUCAAAUGGACAAAUGAGAAGAAAAAGCAAACGGCUGGAGCGCGAAGUAGUUCAUUUACACGGGGAAUCGUUCAUUAAUGCGAAUUUUCGGUUUUUGGUUGACGACAGAUUUGAGUAUUCAGAACAGAGCUUAGACCCGAAUUUCCCGAUUCCCAGGGAAAAAAUUGUUCGUGUAGUGGCCCCUAGGGGACAAGCAUGUCCGAUAUGUUUAAGCGAAAAUAUGGUAGCGCCUUGCAUGGUGGCUUGUGGCCAUCUUUUCUGUUUGACAUGUUUACUGCAUUUUUUCGCUAUCACGGAUCAGGAGUCUAAUGGAUAUUCGAAACGUAACAGGCACAAAGAAUGUCCCCUCUGCAGUACCUUCGUCAGCAAAGAGAGGGCCAUACCAGUUAUUUUCACGAAUGCAGAACCUCAGCUUGUUUUCGCGGAAGUUGGACAUGUUGAGACACUUCAGCUCAUGUGCAAGCCGCAUAAUUCGAUGUUACCUUUACCUGCGAACUUAGGCAUUGAUCCGAAGAGUCUAGGUAAUUUUCCGUCUGCCGAAAUGGUAGAGUUGGCUCCCUACUGCCGCAUCAUGAAAUGCGGCGCUGAGCUUGCAUUAAAGUACUAUCAAAUGGAUCUGCAAAACGUCGAAUCGCAAUUUGAACAGGAUAAAUCACUCUACGACGACGAUGGCACUUACGCGGAGAUGGCAAGAGAUCACAUAAUGAAAAGUAUGCAUCAGUACCAGGUGCAAGACGUAUCCAACGUCACGGAUCGGCUUUCAAAUCUUUCCCUCGGGGUAGGUCUCGAGUCCUACAAUGACUCGAACGCCUUUUUCUUUUACGAAACAGGCUUUAAUGCCCUCACGACUUUCUAUUUAUCUCCUCUUGAUGUCAAAAUUCUGCUUUCGACAUUCGAACACUAUUCUAAUUUCCCUACGUCACUUACCGCUAAAGUGGAAAAUGUUCACUAUGGUUUUGUCGUUACCGAGGCCUUAAUUCAAAGAUACAAAUAUUUUGGUCAUUUACCACUUGGUAGCGAGCUGGCUUUCGUUGAUUUAGACUGGCGUUCAGUGGAUUUCGUGCCGCCAGAAGUGCACAAAAGGUUCGCCGCAGAACUCAGUCAGCGAAGGCGAAAGUUCAACUGGAAACAGCAACGGGAAGACAAGGAAAAACGACUUUAUGAAAAGAAGCUCGAAAAAGAGCAUGCCGAGUUUUUUAUGAAAGAAAAUGGUGAAGUUGAUUCGCCACCUUUAUGCUCACUUUCGUCAAACCCCUCAGUUCCGCUUUUUAGUCUUUCUGAUAAGUCUACUCUCGAGCCAAAAGCUCAAAAAACUGGCUCGCGCAUGGAGAAAACCGUUUGGGGUACUUCAAUCCCUGCGUCUCAGCAUAGCGAUACGGAGCGAACGCCCGAAGAUGCUGCAUUAGAAGACAUGUUGCUUCAAAUGAGUAAAGAUGGAACCCAGACGAAGAAGAAGAAGAAGAAAGUUGUGACUUUGUUAAGCUCUGGGCAGGGGAGAGGUGCGUUCUGA
Molecule: messenger RNA, 1833 nt
Organism: Lachancea mirantina
Lineage: Eukaryota; Fungi; Ascomycota; Saccharomycetes; Saccharomycetales; Saccharomycetaceae
Source: the annotation of a GenBank genome assembly